Molecule: messenger RNA, 2175 nt
Organism: Dipodomys ordii (Ord's kangaroo rat)
Lineage: Eukaryota; Metazoa; Chordata; Mammalia; Rodentia; Heteromyidae
Gene: Igfbp4
Product: insulin-like growth factor binding protein 4
Exons: 4
Coding region: 303-1076 (257 amino acids)
Biological process (GO): regulation of insulin-like growth factor receptor signaling pathway
Cellular component (GO): extracellular region
Molecular function (GO): insulin-like growth factor I binding; insulin-like growth factor II binding
Source: RefSeq, a predicted model, not a curated record
AGCCGUUCUCCGGCAGCCGCUCAGCCCCCUGCCCCGCGCCUCCCGCCUCCCGCCGCUAGCCGGGGCCCCGGCCGAGGAUGCGGCGCAGCGCCCCAGCGGCCAGGAUCGCUCCGCUCCGGCGCGCACGCUAACUUCCCCGGCUCCAGCCCUGUCUGCUCUGGGCCGCCCCGUCUCUCCGAGCCCUCCGGGAUCGGGUCCUCCAGGUGCCCCCGGCACUUGCUUCCCCAUACCCCUGCUGCCUGUCCGAUCGCCCCGCGCUCCCCGCCUGCGCCCGUGCCCGUGUGCCUGGUCCCUGCCCGGUCAUGCUGCCCUUUUGCCUCGUGGUGGCCCUCCUGUUGGCCGCCGGGCCCGGCCCGAGCCUGGGCGACGAAGCCAUCCACUGCCCACCCUGCUCCGAGGAGAAGCUGGCGCGCUGCCAACCCCCCGUGGGCUGCGAGGAGCUGGUGCGGGAACCUGGCUGUGGUUGUUGUGCCACUUGCGCCCUGGGCUUGGGGAUGCCCUGCGGGGUAUACACCCCUCGUUGUGGCUCAGGCCUGCGCUGCUACCCGCCCCGGGGGGUGGAGAGGCCCCUGCACAUGCUGGUGCACGGGCAAGGGGUAUGCACGGAGCUGACAGAGAUCGAAGCCAUCCAGGAAAGCCUGCAGCCUUCUGACAAGGAUGAAGGUGAUCACCCCAACAACAGCUUCAGCCCAUGCAGUGCCCAGGACCUCAGGUGCAUACAGAAGCACUUCGCCAGAUUGAGAGACCGGAGCAGCAGUGGGGGCAAGAUGAAGGUCAUGGCACCUCGGGAGGAAGCUAGACCUGUGCCCCAGGGCUCCUGCCAGAGUGAGCUGCACCGGGCCCUGGAGCGGCUGGCCGCCUCCCAGGGCCGUACCCACGAGGACCUCUUCAUCAUCCCCAUCCCUAACUGUGAUCGCAAUGGCAACUUCCACCCCAAACAGUGUCACCCAGCUCUGGAUGGGCAGCGCGGCAAAUGCUGGUGUGUGGACCGGAAGACAGGAGUGAAGCUUCCAGGGGGGUUGGAGCCCAAGGGGGAGCUGGACUGCCACCAGCUGGCUGACAGCUUCCGAGAGUGAGGCCUGCCCACAGGCAGGGGGCACCCCCCAUUCUCUGGGGGCUGCAGAGUUGACCUGGAAUGGAGUCUGGGUCUGAGUCCUGGCUUUGUCUCUGGUCCCAAAGUUCCUUGAAGGUCUGUGUGUUUGUGUGUGUGUGUUUAGGGCAUGAGUAUGCCCUUGGGGUAAGCCGGAGCCUACAAUAUCCUCUUUGGGGAUAGAUAACCCAAGAGGUCUGAGAGUGGCAAUGGAAAACCCCAGUGUGUUUCCAAAUCGAUCCUGGACUCAUUCAUUCAUUCAUUCAUUCACUCAUUCAUUCAGCAUCUACAGACAUUUAUUGACCACAUACUGUGUGCCAGCUCUAGUUUUCAGCCCUGGCAACCCUCAUCCUACCUUCCUCUGAUGUGGCAUAAAUUCCUAUGAAGUGAGUGCAAGCCUGUGGAAGAGGAGGGAACCUCACCUCCAGAGUCAGAGAGGAAGAGAGUGGCAUACUUUGACAGUUGUCCCUCCCCUCAGUCUAGCCAGAGGGUGGGAGCCAUCAGGAAGUGAAGGAUGCUGAUGGCUCAGGGCUCUUGAGGCCCAGCCCUAGCUUUAGUCCCUGCAGCUAAGGUUGACUGGGCUCCCUGCCCUUCUUCCCCAGGUCUUACCAGGGAAAGACCUGGUGAAUGAGCGGCAGGCCCACCUUUGGGUUCUGGGUAUUAUGUCGUGCACUUGGUUGCCUCAGAGCUGAGACUCUGCCAUUAGGAGAUAGGGUCAGAGGAAGACCUGCCGGACAGAGGGCUUACACAGUCAGUGGGAAGAAAGAAUACAGGAUUGGAUUGAGUGUGCCUGAUGGACAAGAGGACCCCAUGCUGGGGGAUGAGGGCCUUGCCUACCCUAUUUGUAGUCACCAGGAUGACCCUAUCUGUCCAAUGCUUACUGCCUGUGGCUCUGUCUCUCUUCUCAUAUCUCAUUCCCUUAUACCUUCCUCUCCAUAUCCCAUUUCCCCUGGUUAUUUUCUGGCUUGGCUGUAUGGAAGGAGACAUAGGGACCUGUGGGUUGGCCAUGAUGUCUUUUCUUCCUUACUUUCCUUUUCUUCCCAUCUUUCUUUGUUGGUGUUUUUUUUUUAAACAAAACAAAACAA